GCGCCAAACAGGCGGAGUUAGGGUCGUCACGUCUCGCCGGGCCCCCUCCGUGCCUGUGCUACAUUUGCGACUCGAGACCUCUCGGAGCUCUCUCGUUGCGCAAUCCUCGUGCUGCUGGCUGGUCGCUGCAUCAGCUGCAGGCAGAGAGUGUGAUUUCGGUGCUCGCUCGUCUCGGAUUCUCGGAUUGCGGAGCUCGAUUUGGCCGACGCCUUCGGUUGUGGCGCCCGGAGAGGAGGACGAGGAGGCACGCCUGGGGGCGUGAAGCAUUGGCUAGGAUUGGAUUGGAUUGGACUGGACAUGGGGAGGCCUCAGGAUGUGUACGUUUCGUUUGACACCGUGAGGGACAAGAAUCUCAUGCAACUGAAGAAACUGAAUAUGUCCAUCUUCCCUGUGUCCUAUCAGGAUAAGUUUUACACGGAUGCAUUGUCGUCUGGAGACUUUACGAAGCUAGCGUAUUAUGCGGAUCUCUGUGUCGGUUCGAUAGCAUGUCGUCUCGAGAAGAAGGAGGGUGGUGCUGGUGUCCGACUUUACAUCAUGACUCUUGGUGUGCUAGCCCCGUACCGAAGAAUAGGCAUCGGAUCAAAGCUUUUGAAGAAAACUCUGGAACAAUGUGAACAAGACCCUCUGAUUGUGGAGGUGUAUUUACACGUGCAGACCAACAAUGAAGCCGCUAUUGAGUUUUAUAAGAAGUUUGACUUUGAGAUUACGGAGACCAUCAAGAACUACUAUAAGCACAUUGAACCUCCAGAUUGUUAUGUUCUGUCUAAGAACCUGGUCUCGACUAGCAAAGCUAAAGCACCUCGGUAGCUUUGUAAAUCAGUUUUGUCCCAACUAAUAGGUGAAAAUUUUACCCUUUUUGUCUCCUAUAAUUUAAGAAUAUAUAAUCUCCACUCUC
Messenger RNA from Marchantia polymorpha subsp. ruderalis, 895 nucleotides. The record is from the annotation of a GenBank genome assembly. NCBI's taxonomy places the organism in Eukaryota, Viridiplantae, Streptophyta, Marchantiopsida, Marchantiales, Marchantiaceae.